Strongyloides ratti is the source of this 2622-nucleotide messenger RNA. RefSeq names its product Phospholipase C, phosphatidylinositol-specific, X domain and Phosphoinositide phospholipase C family and Phospholipase C, phosphatidylinositol-specific, Y domain and EF-hand domain pair and Pleckstrin homology-like domain and Phospholipase C, phosphoinositol-specific, EF-hand-like domain and PLC-like phosphodiesterase, TIM beta/alpha-barrel domain-containing protein. Lineage: Eukaryota; Metazoa; Nematoda; Chromadorea; Rhabditida; Strongyloididae. Gene Ontology annotation, biological process: phosphatidylinositol-mediated signaling; lipid metabolic process. The coding region runs from base 1 to 2622 and encodes 873 amino acids. Gene Ontology annotation, molecular function: phosphatidylinositol-4,5-bisphosphate phospholipase C activity. The transcript has 2 exons. The record is from RefSeq and is a predicted model, not a curated record.
AUGAGUGGUCUAAUUCACAAAAGUAAAACUAUCAUUAAUAAUAACUUUAUUAAUGGUAAUGAUUUUAUUUAUAAACAUAAAUCUGGAAAAAAUAUUGAAAAUGUUACUCUUAAAAUUGAUAAAAAUGGAUACAUAGUUUAUUGGAUUCCAAAAGCUAUGAAAAAACCAAAUCCUCAAUAUUUUAUUUUUAUUGAUGAUAUUGUUGAUGUUAGAACAUCUUUAACAGAAUAUCUAGAAUAUGAACCAAUGAAAGAUUAUUAUCUUUUUCAAAUAGUUACCAACACUGACAUUGUCAAUGAACAAUUUUUUUCAUUUCAGUCAAAAUCUCAUGAAAUAAUAAAAAAUUGGUAUAAUUUUCUUUUUAAAUUAGCAUAUACUUACAAAAAAACUUAUCGUGGUUUGUUAUAUUUUAUUGAAAAAAUUUUUACACCAACUAUUUAUGUGAAUAAUUAUACAUUAUUAAUAAAUUCACAAGAAAUGAGAAUUUUAUUUCUUCAGUAUACAAAAGAAUAUUUAAUGGAAUGUAAGGAUAAAGGAAAAGAUAAGGUUAAUAGAAAAAAAAUUCUUAUUAAUGAAUAUAUUAAAUUAGCUGAUAGAUAUGAUUUAAGGCGUGUCUUUGAUGAAAUAACUGAUGGUGAUGAUUAUAUGACAUUAGAAAAAUUUAAAAAAUUUAUCAAUGAAACUCAAAGAGAUUGCCGUUUAAAUGAAGAUAUUAAUCUUUUAAAAACAACUGACGAUAUUAAAAAAAUUAUUAGAAAUGUUGAUUGUAAAGAGAAUAGCGAUAAAGAAAGAAUAAGUUUUAUUGGAUUUUGUCAAUAUUUAUUAAGUGAUCAAAAUUCAGAUGUAAUGACAUCAGAAUUUAAAUUAAAAAUAAGUGAUAUGAAUUAUCCAUUACCAUUAUAUUAUAUUAAUUCAUCUCAUAAUACUUAUCUUAAUGGUCAUCAAAUAAAUGCUGCAAAACAUUUUUCUGUCAAUCAACGUUGUGAAGCAACUGUUGAAAUGUAUAAACAAGUUCUUCUUUCAGGAUGCCGUUGUAUAGAAUUAGAUUUAUGGGAUGGAAAUAAUGGUGAACCAGUUGUUACACAUGGUCCAGAAUAUUUAUUAAAAAUUAAUACUAUUGAACUUAGAAAAGUAUGUUAUGCUAUCAAAGAUUAUGCCUUUAAAACUUCUGAUUAUCCAUUAAUAUUAUCCUUAGAGAAUCAUUUAUCAAAUAGGCAAGAAGAGAAAUGUGCUGAGAUAUUUGAAGAGAUAUUUGAAAAUUUACUUUUAAAACGUCCUUUACCAGAUUAUCCUUUAGAGGAAGGAAUAAGACUUCCAUCACCAGCUAAGUUAAAAAAAAAAAUAUUAUUAAAAGGAACAGUGGGAGAUAAUUGGAAUGUCAAUAAUUAUAAUCAUAAAAAUUUAUCUUAUCAUCAUAAACCUAUUGAAAGAGUUUUUAAAGAAAAAAAAGCUUCACAAGUGUUGUUAAAUGAUUCAACAAAUAAUAUUGACAGAGAUAUUGAAAAAAAUUUUUCAAUACAAGGAUUUAUUAAAACACCAAGUAAUACAAAUCUUCAAAGACAAUAUAAUUCUAUUAAAAGAUUAAACUCAAAAACACCAUCUAAUACAAAAUUAUAUAAAUUAUUUAAUUAUAUACAAAAUUCAAAAAAAAUUUCAAUAAAUAAUCCUGAUUUUAUAAUGAAUAGUUUAAGUGAACAAAAACUUGAUAAAUUGAUAACAAGAGAUUCAAUUACAGUUACACAAUAUACUCAAAGACAUUUAGUUCGUGUUUAUCCAGAAAUUAAUAGAAUAUGUUCCUCUAAUUUUAUUCCAAUUUUUUUUUGGUCAUCUGGUUGUCAGAUGGCUGCAUUAAACUUCCAAACUAAUGGUCUUUCAAUGCAAAUGAAUAAUACUAUAUUUGAGGAUAAUGGAAAUUGUGGAUAUUUAUUAAAACCAAAAAUUUUAAGAGAAAAAAAUUAUAAAGCAGAUGUAUUUGCAUCAUCCCUUUUAAUUAGUAAUACAAUUGAAAUUGAAAUUAUAUCAAUACAUUUUUUAUCACCUUUUCUUCCUUUUAAUAAAAAUAAUUAUGAUAGUGAUAACAAAAAUGAUAAUGAUAAAUAUGGUGUUACAAUUAUAGCUGAUUUAUAUGAUUUACCUGGUGAUAGUUGUCGAGGAAAACAAAAGACAACAGUUUUUAUUGAUAGAAAUAAUUUGUCAAAUAUUUUAUUAGAAGAUUCAAGAAAAAUUUUUAUUUUUCCUAAAAUAAUUAAACCAGAAUAUGCAAUGAUUCAUUUAAAAGUAGAAAAUAAGUAUGGUAGUGAUUUAUUUCAAAGAUUUAUUCCAGUUCAUCGUAUUCAACCUGGAUAUAGGCAUAUAAUAAUGAGAAAUAAUGCUAAUAAAAAUGUUGGUCCUGUUUCAUUAUUUGUAAAAAUUAAUGUUAAAUUAGUUAAUGAUAAUAAUGAAACAGGAAAUGAAAUAUAUUCAGAUCCAUUAAAAUUUAAUGAAAUUUUUAAUCAAGAUCAUGAAGAUUUAAUUAAAUGUGAGGAAAAUGAUGUAUCAAUAGAAAAAGAAAUUACUAGACAAAUUGAAACAAAAACGGAUGUAUUUCUUCAAAUAACAGAAUCUUAUGAUAAUGAAGAAUAA